GACCCAGUUUCCUCCACGUACACCAUUAUAUGUGAUCUGCCAUUUUCUAAGAGGAAAAUGAAUUUCUUUAUUCCUCCAUCAUAAUGCCUUAAAUUAUACAUCGAUCAUAAAUUAUAAAUUGGGCAAUCCUAUAAAAUUGAUUGGUAGCCAAGAGCCGCCUUCCAUACAAGCAGCCUGCUCAACUCUUGACCUCGCUUGUUAUGAGUUUUUAAUGAAGUUUUAGUAUUACUGGAUAGUUGAAUUCUCUUCCUGAAGAAAAAAGUCGACAAUGGCAAAUUCAUUGGUAAGUGGGGUUGGAGUGGGGCAUGUGAAUAUAGGCAAUUUUUCAGGUGAAGGGAGGGCGGUCCAUUUGCAGAAGAGAAUGAGUUUGGUGAGGUGGGCGCCCAGGGGAGGAGCUUUCAAGUCCACCGCCUGUGCAACAGCUUGCUUGGCAAGUGGAGAGGAGAAGAAGAACUUGAGGAUUCUCAUUGCAGGUGGGGGGAUUGGGGGACUGUCUCUGGCUCUUGCUAUGAAAAAUAAAGGCUUUAAUGUUAAAGUAUUUGAGAAGGAUUUGAGCGCUGUGAGAGGAGAGGGUCAGUACCGAGGUCCAAUUCAAAUCCAAAGCAAUGCAUUGGCUGCUCUUGAAGCAAUUGAUGCUGAUGUUGCAGAGGAGAUCAUGGCCAAUGGCUGCAUAACUGGUGAUCGAAUCAAUGGCCUUGUCGACGGCCUAACUGGUAACUGGUACAUCAAGUUUGAUACAUAUACACCAGCUAUAGAAAGGGGGCUUCCAGUUACACGAGUAAUUAGUCGAAUGACUUUACAACAAAUUUUAGCACGUGCUGUUGGUUCAGAGAUCAUUGAAAAUAGCAGCAAUGUGGUGGACUAUAAAGAUGAUGGGAAAAAGGUAGCAGUAAUACUUGGGGAUGGUCGAGAAUAUGAGGGUGAUCUUUUGGUUGGUGCAGAUGGGAUAUGGUCAAAGGUACGCAGAAAAUUAUUUGGUCUGAAAGAAGCGACAUACUCAGAUUAUACAUGCUAUACUGGCAUUGCAGAGUUUGUACCACCUGAUAUUGAAAAUGUGGGGUAUCGAGUAUUUUUGGGUUACAAGCAGUACUUUGUUUCUUCUGACGUUGGAGGUGGAAGGAUGCAGUGGUAUGCAUUCCAUAAUGAACCUGCUGGGAAUGAUGAUCCUCAUAACUGUAAAAAGAAGAGGCUGUUGGAACUAUUUGGAAGUUGGUGUGAGGAAGUAGUAGACUUACUCUUAGCAACACCAGAAGACAUGAUUUUGCGUCGAGACAUUUAUGAUAGGGAACCAAUUUUUACUUGGAGCAAGGGGCUUGUGACACUACUUGGCGAUUCUGCCCAUGCCAUGCAGCCUAACAUGGGUCAAGGUGGUUGCAUGGCAAUUGAGGAUAGCUAUCAACUCACCCUUGAAAUUGACAAAGCUUACAAAGCAAGCCGUGAGACUGGAAAAUCCGUUGACAUUACUUCUGUAUUGAAAAUAUAUGAAAAAGAAAGGAUAUUACGUGCUGGUGCAAUACAUGGAAUGGCAAGAAUGGCAGCAAUAAUGGCAUCUACUUACAAGCCCUACUUGGGUGUUGGACUUGGGCCUCUAUCGUUUUUAACAAAGCUGCGAAUACCACAUCCAGGUAGAGUUGGUGGAAGAGUUAUACUCCAAACCUUUAUGCCCAUCAUGCUGAGCUGGGUGCUAGGAGGCAACAGAUCAAAGCUAGAAGGGUGGACACCAAGGUGUAGACUUUCUGAUAAAGCAAGCAGCGAACUACAGCGAUGGUUUGUAGAUGAUGAUGCAAUGGAGCGAGCUAUUGAUGCAGACUGGUGUCUUGUACAUGCAGACGACAAAAUGCCUUCCCGAAUAUCAAGUGCUUCUGGAGUUGUUCGUUUGAGCAGAGAUGAGGAUAAGCCUACUUUCAUUGGGAGUUACGUUUCUCUUGUCAGGAGCACUAUGUGUACAUACUCAGAAGGUGUGCCAGCAGUACUACCAUAUCCACAGGUUUCUGAAAGGCAUGCAUCUAUUACAUGCAAAGAAAAUGCAUUCUUCCUGACUGAUUUAGGCAGUCAACAUGGCACCUGGAUCACCGAUGAGGAGGGUAGAAGAUACCGUGUUCCUCCAAAAUUGCCUGUCAGGAUACACCCUGGUAAUGUAAUAGAGCUUGGAAGAGACAAGCAGGCUGCAUUAAGAGUGAAGCUAUACAAAACCUUACCCGAGGAGAAGUAUGUUGAACAAAAUGUGCCAGUUUUGGGUGCUGUAUAGGAUAUGAUUAGCACAGAGUAUCUAAAUGUAUCAAGGAUCCUACGUUGAAUAUAAAUUAUUUCUGCCGAAUAUCAAGUUUCUUAACCAUGUAUAGCCCACCACCCAUUUAAACAUUGGAAAACAUUAUUGUUGCACAGAAGCUUAGUUGACGACUGAGGAAGAAUGUAUGGAUCAAAUAUAUAGAAUAAAAGUUGUUUCUUGAA
Messenger RNA from Cryptomeria japonica (Japanese cedar), 2451 nucleotides. RefSeq names its product zeaxanthin epoxidase, chloroplastic. Gene Ontology annotation, cellular component: membrane; chloroplast. NCBI's taxonomy places the organism in Eukaryota, Viridiplantae, Streptophyta, Pinopsida, Cupressales, Cupressaceae. Gene Ontology annotation, molecular function: zeaxanthin epoxidase activity; FAD binding; protein binding. Bases 269 to 2248 code for a protein of 659 amino acids. Gene Ontology annotation, biological process: abscisic acid biosynthetic process. The record is from RefSeq and is a predicted model, not a curated record. The transcript is spliced from 16 exons.